CUUUAUGGCUCGCCUGCCUCCUUUUAAGUCUGUCAGCAAUCGCCAUGUCGGCGAGACAUUCAAACCAUGAGUCCUCCCGUCGUUCAUCGCUUCCGCCAUAUUAUUCAUAGAGCCCGAAGUUCGGUUUCGCGCCAGCGAAAGCCAACAAUAACCUCUCCCCAGCGCAAUGAUCCCCUCUGGAAACGACUGCCGACCAGCGUUCUGGUCCAGAUCCUCGCGGAAUGCGAUCUCUUCGACAUCUACUCGCUCAUCCUGACCUGUCGCCUGCUCCAUCGGCGCAUCUAUCGCAAUGAAUCCGCCAUCGCCCAGGAAUAUCUGCGUCGUCGCAGACGCCAACUCCAGUUCUCCGAGGACCUGGAAUACGACGAAUUGAUCGAUUCGCCCGGCGACGAUCUCUCCUUCAUCUCGGUCCUCUUCCCUCCUCCGCCACCGCAAUACUCCGGCAUCGACAACGGCAUGCGAGACGAUCUCCCCGAGUACACUCUCGGAUACCUCGCGGACCUCACGCGGUGCUGGACAACUUGCAUCCGACUCUCCUACUACCUCGCCGAGUACGUCGUUCGCCAUCAUCUACAGACCGACGCGCUCGCUCAACCGCUCUGGUCCUCCUCUAAAACCCAGAAGGAAGUGGUCUACAGUCGGGCGGUCGGACUUCUCCAAGCCCGUCUCCUUUACCCCAUGGCCUACCUGGUCUUCUUCCUCGAAACCAACGCCACAGCCCUCGACUCCAACCAGCCCCUCUCGCAACAAUCCAUCCUCCAAGCUCCCCCCUUCACUAACACUUCCAUCCUCCUCUCCACCCACCACUGCAUGCACCUCCUCUGCACCUCCGUCCAGCGCCUCAUGGCCCCCGAAAUCCCCCACACCUCCACAGAGAAUUGGCUCGGCCUGCUCCUCACCACCUCCACGCUCGAGCGCCUCAUGGACUUCUUCGUCGCCGCCGCGGCCGACUCCUCCCCCUCCGCCAUCGCCACCACCACCACCCCUGCAAAACGAAAGCCCUCCUCCUCGUCCCUCUCCACACGCUCCAGCCCCUCGUCCUCCCCGCCCUUGUCCUCUCUCUCCUCGUCCUCGUCCACCUGGACCCGUCGGCGCGAGUUCAUGUGGAAGAUGCGGGCCGAUCUAGGCGAGUUUCUAGCCCUGGCGGGGACGCGGGGCGCGCGGUUUAGCUUUGCCUGUGGCGGUUCAGGUUCUGGGAAUGGGGAUUACCCGUUGCCGAGUCUCGGGGGGAUAUGGUUCGAGGCGGCGCAGAGGGAGAUUUGUCGGCGCGGUGCGAUUCCACAUUUCUGUGAUGAGGUGCCGGUGUUGCAUGGCUCGGCGGUCGUUUUGGGGUGUGAGUUUUGUGAUGAUGGCUCGUUUUUGUGAUUUUCUCCCUUCUCCAUUUCAAGUGGAGAUGGGUGAUGGAUGGUUGUUUGAUUUGGGUCGUUAUGGUUCGAUCUAUUUACGUAUAUAUACCCUAUGCUAGCUAGCUAUUUACUGUGUUUAUUUGUAUUUUAAGCGGAGGCAACCUGUAAAAUUGAAGAGGAUAAGAAAAACGAGUAAUCUAUAAAAGAAGCGAAAAAAGAAAUCACAUAUUUACUUCACAAUCCUUACCCAGGAAUAAGGUACCGUAACAACUAAACUGAACAUGAGAAGGCAGAAAAGAAACUCUAGCCACGCCAAAAGCAUAAAAGUGAGAACGACAGGCAAUGCUGUAAGCGUGGUAUGCAUGAUUCAUCAAGCACAGCGUGACGAAUGCGUGCCAAUAUUAAUACAUCAUUAGGGGUAGCAAAAAGAAGAAGAAAG
Aspergillus steynii IBT 23096 is the source of this 1785-nucleotide messenger RNA. RefSeq lists its product as uncharacterized. Bases 67 to 1365 code for a protein of 432 amino acids. Gene Ontology annotation, molecular function: protein binding. The transcript is spliced from 3 exons. The record is from RefSeq and is a predicted model, not a curated record. Lineage: Eukaryota; Fungi; Ascomycota; Eurotiomycetes; Eurotiales; Aspergillaceae.